AACGUAAUUGUCUAAACUGUACAACACCCAAUUUGUGCAAGCAAUUGAAUAGUUGACCAAGUGACUACUCAAACAAAGAAGAAAAAGGCAACUGAUAAAAGCAACAAAGGUACAAGCAUCAUCAUCAUCAUCAUCAUUCUUAGUUAACAUAUAUAUCUCCAUUACUGGAAGGAAAAAGAAGAAGCUUUAUCAAUGGAGUUUGAAGAUUUGGCAGAAGGAUGCAUUGCAGAGAUACUGUCACACACCUCUCCCAUGGAUGCAUGCAAGCUCUCCUUAGUUUCAAGAGCCUUUUGUUCUGCAGCUGAAUCUGAUUUUGUGUGGUCUGCUUUUCUCCUCAACUUCACCUCAAUCAUUCCUCCUUCUUCCAUUCCUUCAUCCAGUUCUAAGAAGGGUCUCUAUUUCAAUCUCUGCAACCACCCCACCAUCAUUGAUCAGGGCAAAAAGAGUGUUCAGCUGGACAAAAGGACAGGGAAGAAGUGUCACAUGCUUUCUGCUAGAAAUCUGGACAUUGAAUGGGGUGAUGAUGUUCACCAUUGGGAGUGGGCAAGCCUGCCAGAGUCCAGGUUCGAAGCGGUUCCCGUUCUUCGUGCUGUGUGCUGGUUUGACAUCAGUGGGAAGAUAAGCACAGUUGGUCUGUCAUCAGACACUGAUUAUGCAGUAUUUCUGGUGUUCAAGAUGAUCAAUGCAAGUGGGUUUCACUACCAUCCGACAGUGAUAUCAGUUGGUGUUUCUGGUGGCAAUACCAACUCCAAAUAUGUUUGUUUGGAUCUGAACUUGAAAGAUAAUCGUUUAAGAGAACUGCCAUGUCCUAAAGUGAGAAGUGAUGGUUGGUUGGAGAUUGAGAUGGGAGAGUUCUUCAAUUCAGGCCUAAAAGAAGAGCAAUUGCAUGUGAAAGUGAUGGAGACAACAAGCCAUAUUUGGAAGUGUGGUUUUGUUCUUGAAGGAAUAGAAAUUAGGCCUAAACAUGUCUGAUAUAUGAAGGCUGAAAGCUUCCAAAGAAUGCAGAUUUCUCAGUUUAUUCUUUGCUUUGACAUGUUCUUCUUUUUUCCCAUAAACAUUGUACAAAUAUGUAAAGUAUUAUUUUAUAGUAACAUUUUAUUUAAUAUUUAUUAUUAUUAGCUUAA
Molecule: messenger RNA, 1124 nt
Organism: Vigna radiata var. radiata (mung bean)
Lineage: Eukaryota; Viridiplantae; Streptophyta; Magnoliopsida; Fabales; Fabaceae
Product: F-box protein PP2-B10-like
Exons: 3
Coding region: 193-972 (259 amino acids)
Molecular function (GO): protein binding
Source: RefSeq, a predicted model, not a curated record